Messenger RNA from Arxiozyma heterogenica, 522 nucleotides. It is a transcript of the gene YET3, whose product is annotated as Yet3p. The transcript has a single exon. Gene Ontology annotation, biological process: endoplasmic reticulum to Golgi vesicle-mediated transport; intracellular protein transport. Bases 1 to 522 code for a protein of 173 amino acids. The record is from RefSeq and is a predicted model, not a curated record. Gene Ontology annotation, cellular component: endoplasmic reticulum; endoplasmic reticulum membrane. Lineage: Eukaryota; Fungi; Ascomycota; Saccharomycetes; Saccharomycetales; Saccharomycetaceae.
AUGACACUUUAUAAUUCUAUUAUUUUUGGUAUUUUAGUUGCUGAGGUUGUUGUCUUUUCAUUAUUGGCAUUACCUAUUCCAAGUAAAUAUAGAAAGCCUUUGACAUUAGUGCUAAUUAAGCCUUUCAAAAAUAAAACGGUUCAAAUUACUGUGAAAUGUGUGCUUGGUUUCAUUCUGCUAUUGUUUGUUGAUUCAAUAAAUAAAGUUUAUAAUAUCAAUCAUCAUGAAUUGAAUCAAUUGAAAAGUGGAUUGAUCCAAGGUACAGAAAAGAUUGAAAUUAUGUCAAGAAAGUUCCUACAACAAAGAAAUAUGUAUUUAACUGGCAUAACUCUGUUUCUAACUUUUAUUGUAACGAGAACUUUUGAUUUGGUUGAUGAACUAUUGACCUUAAAGUCUAAUUUAAGAGAAGAUAAUCUUUUUAAUAAAGAAAAGUUACAUGAAAUGAUUAAGGAAAAGGAUAAAGAAAUUGAUCGUCUAAAGGAAAAAGUUAUUGCUUUACAACAAGAGGAAUUGAAGGAAUAA